Molecule: messenger RNA, 1015 nt
Organism: Trifolium pratense (red clover)
Lineage: Eukaryota; Viridiplantae; Streptophyta; Magnoliopsida; Fabales; Fabaceae
Exons: 2
Coding region: 1-963 (320 amino acids)
Source: RefSeq, a predicted model, not a curated record
AUGUUAGUGGAUCGAGAGGGGUUGUGGUUUCGUGUAUUGGCAGCGCGAUAUGGGGUGGAACGAGGGAGAUUGAGAGAUGGGGGGAGGCGAGGGUCUUUGUGGUGGCGAGAGAUAGUGAGCAUUCGGGAUGGUGUUGGAGAGUCAGGGGGAGGUUGGUUCGGGGAGCAUGUUGUUAGGAUAGUGGGGGACGGUUCAAAUACUCUUUUUUGGACUGACCCAUGGGUGGAUGAGAAUCCUUUAUGUGAGCGAUUUGGUCGUCUGUUUGCUUUAUCAGAGACUAAGUCGCGUACGGUGGCUGAGAUGUUCUCGUUAGGGUGGGGGUUGGAUGGGGCGGCUUGGGUUUGGCGGAGGCAGUUGAGGGCGUGGGAGGAGGACAUGUUGAGGGAGUGUCAGUUUUUACUUGCUAACAUUUCUUUACAGGCACAAUAUUCAGAUAGGUGGCGGUGGCAGCCAGAUCCUGACACAGGUUACACUGUUCGAGGAGUUUACCAGCUUUUGACUACUCGUGACUCGGUUACUUUGGAUGAGGCAGAUCAUCUUAUUUGGCAUCCUCAGGUUCCUUUGAAGGUGUGCGUAGCUGGUUGUGGGGAGGCAGAGUCGGCUCAUCAUCUGUUCAUCUCUUGCGAUUUUUUUGGUUCUCUUUGGGCUUCGGUGUGCACGUGGAUUGACAUUUCUUUGACGGACUCCAGUACUAUCCGGGCCCACUUCGUUCACUUCACAUCAUCAUUUGGUGGAUCACGGACACGACGGUCUUUUUUGCAGCUUAUUUGGCUUGUCAGCGUAUGGGUUAUAUGGACGGAAAGAAACCAUAGAUUGUUUACAGGCUCAACUAGCACUUCUCUCCAGUUAUUGGACAAGAUCAAGUUAUUUUCGUAUAGGUGGUUGAAGUCGAAGAAUGUUACUUUGGCUUUAAACUACCAUAGCUGGUGGUCUAGUCCUUUGUUAUGUUUGGGCUUUGUAUGAUGUUGAUCUUUUAUUUUUCUUUUCUGUCUUUCUGUAAACUCUGGUAGUUCAU